GACGCACUCGAUAAUAAUAUAACCAUAGUUGUAUAUCAGUGGUCUGCAACAAAACAGCUGGAGUUGAUUUAGACCAAGAUUACAAAAUACAACUUCGCAUUUUCUCAACUAAACAUUAAAGAAUAUAAAUAACAAUAUGCCUGUUGACUGGUUUGGUUAUGUAUACGCUGCCACAGUUGCCGCUGGCGGCAUUAUGGGCUAUGCUAAGGCUGGUUCUAUACCCUCACUGGGAGCCGGUCUUGCCUUCGGCGCACUCUUGGGUUAUGGCGCUCACAUGAACUCCCAGAAUCCACCUCGCCCUCUGUUGCAAUUGGGAACGUCUUUGUUAUUGGCUGGCAUUAUGGGAGCACGUUGGAAUCGUUCGGGAAAACUUAUGCCAGCUGGUGUUGUUUGCAUGCUUUCUGUGGCUGCUCUGGUCAAGAAUUUGGUACAAAAUAAUCGCUACUUGUUGCCAGUGCCUACCAAAGGUACUUAAAAAACGAAAUAUGGAGAAAGUCUGGAUUGCUUAUUAACUUGCCGGAAUAUUCUAAUAGGAUUUAAGAAUAUGUUCUCUCUAUCUUUUUUUGAGAGUCUAAAUGGUAUGUGGGACUUACUAUUAUUACAAAUAAAAUGAGCAAUGCUCUAACGAUAAGAUAA
Drosophila nasuta is the source of this 636-nucleotide messenger RNA. Its product is annotated as transmembrane protein 14 homolog. The coding region runs from base 137 to 475 and encodes 112 amino acids. Gene Ontology annotation, biological process: regulation of heme biosynthetic process. The transcript has 3 exons. Lineage: Eukaryota; Metazoa; Arthropoda; Insecta; Diptera; Drosophilidae. Gene Ontology annotation, cellular component: mitochondrial membrane. The record is from RefSeq and is a predicted model, not a curated record.